Naumovozyma dairenensis CBS 421 is the source of this 1479-nucleotide messenger RNA. It is a transcript of the gene GCN5, whose product is annotated as histone acetyltransferase GCN5. Gene Ontology annotation, biological process: chromatin remodeling; positive regulation of transcription by RNA polymerase II. NCBI's taxonomy places the organism in Eukaryota, Fungi, Ascomycota, Saccharomycetes, Saccharomycetales, Saccharomycetaceae. Gene Ontology annotation, cellular component: histone acetyltransferase complex. The transcript has a single exon. Gene Ontology annotation, molecular function: protein binding; histone H3 acetyltransferase activity. The coding region runs from base 1 to 1479 and encodes 492 amino acids. The record is from RefSeq and is a predicted model, not a curated record.
AUGGUGACAAGACGUAGAAGUCGUACUGUUGAAGAAUCUGUGGAUAAUAGCAAAGAAUCCACUUUGGAAUCCAAUGUUAAUGAAGAAGACCAAGACGAAAGUAAAGAAGAUGAAGAGGAUGGACCAUUACCGAAAAAAAUCAAAUUAGAUAAUGCUAACGGCGAUACCAAGGACAUAGUCAAUGAUGAUGAUGGUGAUGGUGCUGAAUUAUCAGAUAAGCCUUCUAAAGAGGAGCUAAUUACGCCAACACCUGUGAUUGUAAAUCUCGAUGAUGCGGAUGCAAAAGAUGAUGAUACGGACGCAAAAGUAAAUGGCGAUACGAAUAUAGAUUCCAAAAAUCCGGUAAUAGAUGAAACAAUUGCUGAUGAGGAGAAAGGAAUAGUAAGUUUUGAAUUCGAUGGUGUAGAAUAUAAAUUCAAAGAAAGAGCUAGUGUUAUUGAAGAAAAGGAAGGGAAGAUUGAAUUUAGAGUAGUAAACAAUGAUAAUACAAAGGAAAAUAUGAUGGUUUUAACAGGAUUGAAAAAUAUUUUCCAAAAGCAAUUACCUAAGAUGCCCAAAGAAUAUAUUGCAAGAUUGGUUUAUGAUCGAAGUCAUCUUUCAAUGGCUGUAGUGAGGAAACCAUUGACUGUAGUUGGUGGUAUCACAUAUAGACCAUUUGAUAAAAGAGAAUUUGCAGAAAUCGUAUUUUGUGCUAUUAGCUCUACUGAACAAGUUCGUGGGUAUGGUGCCCAUUUGAUGAAUCAUUUGAAAGAUUAUGUUAGAAAUACCUCAAAUAUUAAAUAUUUCUUAACUUAUGCUGAUAAUUAUGCCAUAGGUUAUUUUAAGAAACAAGGUUUCACAAAGGAAAUUACUUUGGAUAAAAGCAUUUGGAUGGGGUAUAUUAAAGAUUAUGAAGGUGGUACAUUAAUGCAAUGUUCAAUGUUACCUAAAAUACGAUAUUUAGAUGCAGGUAAAAUUCUUUUGUUACAAGAAGCAGCACUUCGAAGGAAAAUUAGAACGAUAUCUAAAUCUCAUGUAGUAAGGCCAGGAUUAGAAGUAUUUAAAGAGCUCAAAAAUAUUAAACCUAUCGAUCCAAUGACAAUCCCUGGUUUAAAAGAAGCAGGUUGGACUCCUGAAAUGGAUGAAUUAGCUCAAAGACCGAAAAGAGGACCACAUUUUGCCGCUAUCCAAAACAUAUUGACAGAACUUCAAAAUCAUGCUGCAGCUUGGCCAUUCUUACAACCAGUUAAUAAAGAAGAAGUCCCAGACUAUUAUGAAUUCAUUAAAGAACCAAUGGAUUUAAGUACCAUGGAAAUUAAAUUAGAAAAUAAUAAAUAUCAAAAAAUGGAAGACUUUAUUUAUGAUGCAAGAUUGGUAUUCAACAACUGUAGAAUGUACAAUGGUGAAAAUACUUCAUAUUUCAAAUAUGCUAAUAGAUUAGAGAAGUUCUUCAAUUCAAAGAUUAAGGAAAUACCAGAAUAUGCAGGUUUAUUAAACUGA